Podospora anserina S mat+ is the source of this 1359-nucleotide messenger RNA. RefSeq lists its product as uncharacterized. The transcript is spliced from 2 exons. The annotation marks the transcript as partial. The record is from RefSeq and is a predicted model, not a curated record. Lineage: Eukaryota; Fungi; Ascomycota; Sordariomycetes; Sordariales; Podosporaceae.
CCUUUAAACAUAAUCGAUCUUGCUCCUCGAUGGGGAAUCUCACGGCUGAUCUCCCGUCGGACCCUUCACUUCUCGCUAUCCUCAUUCCAGCAGCUUGAGCUGCCGAUCAGUCUGCCUCACUUCGCCAGACUCCCCAAACCCCCCCCCGUUCCGCUGUUCUUUCCCCCGUUCGUUCCCCAGCGUCAUUGGGAAAAGCAACCGCCGUCAAGUAGACACUGGCUGUCGUACAAAAUGGUUUGGGUCGACAACGCAACACCGGAGGUGGACGCCAUUUCCCAGUGGAGGACCAUCGUCACCAUCUGCGCCGUCCUCUCGUUUUUCUCCGUCGUUAUUGUCUCAGCCCGGUUAUGGAUUCGCGACAAAAAUCAUGGCCUCGCCGCCGAUGACUGGAUGUCAGCCAUUUCCAUGGUGUUUGGACUGCUUUAUUCGGUCCUCUGCAUCGUCCAAACGAAAUAUGGCCUCGGGUUACCGAUCGCUCUCCGCCCCAAAGAGAACCUGCUUCCCUACAGCCGCAGCAACUUUGCUGGUCGCCCCAUCUAUCAGAUGGGCAUCAGCUUCUUCAAAGUGGCCUUGUUGAUCAGUUAUCUCCGACUUUUCAAGGGCACAAACCACCUCUGGUACCGAAGGGUUGUCUGGAUCGCCAUGUUCUUUGUCGUGGCCGGCCACUUGGGAUGCUCGCUCACGCUGAUCUUUGCAUGCAACCCCGUUCACAAAUCAUGGGAUCCCAGGGUCGACGGAAAAUGCCUGGCGCCAGGACCGUCAUUCACAGCCUAUGCCAUCGUCACGAUUAUUUCUGAUGUCAUCGUCGCCAUCAUUCCUAUCCCUGUGCUCCUCCAGCUCAAGGUCAGCAGGGGCAAGAAAAUCGGUCUCAUCGUCAUCUUCUUGCUCGGCCUCUUUACCACGCUUUGCUCCGUCUUCCGGUACAUGCAAAUCGACAAUAUCCAAAACGGCGAUGGUAAUUCUACCAUGCUCAUCGUCUGGGGGGUCAUUGAGUUCAACGUGGGCAACAUGGUUUCUUCUCUCCCUUUCCUGGCGCCUAUCUUCCUCCGAAAGGCCAAGGAGUACACCAGCAAGUACUCUGGUGGCAGUGGCAAUGGUUACCCCAGCGCCGGGGGCAGCAAUGGUCGCAAGUUGGGCGGCGGCAAGUCUGGCAGCGAUGCCUACAAACUGAGCAACAUUUCGAGUGGGUUGGGUCGCAAGGGCACUUUCAUCUCAUCCAAAGGACAUCCCGGUCAUAGUAUGGGCAGCGAGGAGAACAUCCUCAAGGACAGCCCCGAUGGAUCCAUCAUGAAGAGUGUCACCUACAGUGUCCAUGUCGAUGAGAGUGAGCGACGCACUCAACGUGGGGACAGAGACUAA